Messenger RNA from Zootermopsis nevadensis, 1361 nucleotides. It is a transcript of the gene Dhfr, whose product is annotated as dihydrofolate reductase. The record is from RefSeq and is a predicted model, not a curated record. Gene Ontology annotation, biological process: dihydrofolate metabolic process; tetrahydrofolate biosynthetic process; folic acid metabolic process. Gene Ontology annotation, cellular component: mitochondrion. Gene Ontology annotation, molecular function: dihydrofolate reductase activity; NADP binding. NCBI's taxonomy places the organism in Eukaryota, Metazoa, Arthropoda, Insecta, Blattodea, Termopsidae.
GGUGACACAGUUGAGCUAUUUCCAAAUUGCUCAUUAUCCAUGAAGAUGUUCCAUGCCGAUUUUGAUCAGCAGUCCGCGAAAAUGAGUCAUUUGGUUAACUGAUAGACUCAUCAUUAAAUUUACUAAGUAAAAAUGUAGAUAAUCCGUGUGUACAUCUAGUAUCCAAGGUUGAAAUAAUCACAAGGAUAUUUGGGUCACAGACUACGUCCGUCAUCGGCAUUUUGUUUGCGAUUGGUUAAGUUACUUUUAAAAUUUCCCGCCCUUAUUUAAUUUUAAUUUUGUUUGUUGUACUCAAUAGGCUAGACAAUGUCAACUGUACACGAUGAUAAAUUAACAUUGAAUUGGAAAGGGUAUGGAAAGAAGUGGUCAUGGUUUCUUGGGUCCUAGAACAGAAAUUGCACUAGUAAAUAGUGGCCAAGACUGGGUCUCAAUGGUGGAACCGCGUUUUUGUGAGUUUAACGGCUUUGGCUUUUAUCGACGCGUGUGUUUCUUGUGGUAAGACACGGUGAAAAUGAACUUUAAACUGAAUAUUAUCGUCGCAGUUAGUGAAAAUAUGGGCAUUGGUAUGAAUGGGGAUUUGCCUUGGAGACUAAGGAAAGAGAUGGCAUAUUUCUCUCGGAUGACCAAGCGCACCAAGGAUUCUAGCAAACAGAAUGCAGUCAUCAUGGGAAGGAAGACCUGGGAAUCAAUUCCAGACAAGAAUCGACCCCUUGCUGGACGAAUCAACAUUGUAUUGUCACGACAAGAUCUGAAAUUAGGACUGAAUACACUGGCAUGUAGCUCUUUGGAAACUGCUCUUCAGAGUCUGCAGGAACCUCCACUUGCAGAAAGUAUAGAGUCAGCAUGGGUCAUAGGGGGAAGUUCAGUGUACAAGGAAGCAAUGGCUUCACCUCACUGCUCUCGUAUUUACCUGACAAAAAUCUUCAAGACCUUCGAAUGCGAUACAUUCCUUCCUGAGGUUCCUAUGAACACUUUCAAGCUUGUCAAAGAUCCAGAUGUUCCUGAAGAGAUGCAGGAGGAGAAUGGUGUUCUGUACGGGUACCAAGUCUAUGAGAGACUUCAUGAUUUCAAUUCUUUGAAGUUGUGAAUUUUGGGAGAAUGAGGUUGCUGGAGGUGCUGUCUGAGAUGGCUAGGAAGGAAGGAAAGCAGGAAGUUGGUACCAAUCUUCAGCCAGAAUGUUUCACUUCAGCCAUAGUUAUUAAAUACUUAUGAAAGGAAGUAUAUCAGUAAUGAUGCCUUGUUUCAACAAGGGUUUUUGACUCCAUGUUGUAUGAAAUGUACUUUUUAUGGAAAUAUAUAUUAUUUCAUAUUUUUAUGUUCUUUUUUCAAAAUGGAUGCAUAAUAAAGAGCUUAUCUCUGUU